Molecule: messenger RNA, 3225 nt
Organism: Puntigrus tetrazona (Sumatra barb)
Lineage: Eukaryota; Metazoa; Chordata; Actinopteri; Cypriniformes; Cyprinidae
Gene: gramd1c
Product: GRAM domain containing 1c
Exons: 18
Coding region: 197-2200 (667 amino acids)
Biological process (GO): intracellular sterol transport
Cellular component (GO): plasma membrane; endoplasmic reticulum membrane; endoplasmic reticulum-plasma membrane contact site
Molecular function (GO): sterol transfer activity; sterol binding
Source: RefSeq, a predicted model, not a curated record
CAGGUGUUGCCAGGUGUGAGUAGGACAGUCGCAACAACCGACACAGACAACACCGCAGCACGAAUCCAAUCACUGCCGUCGGAAGUUUAUGGACAUUUGGAAUAUCUGCGACGAUUGAAGUCCAUGAUAACCUUCUCACAAGCACACUUUGUAAACGCCUGGAUCCCACAUAACCAGGACUUCUCGGGUGGAAGACAUGACCCAAACCUCCAAACAAGUGACAUCCAAUGAGCUCACACAGGACAACAAUCAAUCUGGGGAAGGCAAAUGGAGCUCAGAAGAACAAGAGGGGCUGGAAGUCAGCGGGCAGUGCAUAGCAGCACCUCAGUCACCUGAAGCACUGCUCUACACUAGUUAUAAACAGAGGAGUGAUGAGUUUCGGAGGUUAUUUAAAGAGGUGCCUGAGUCUGAGAAACUAAUUGCAGACUACACCUGUGCUCUCCAAAAGGAUAUCUUGUUACAGGGACGCAUCUACCUUACAGAGAAUUGUUUAUGCUUCUACAGUCAGGUUUUUCGUGGUACAAAAAUCACAAUAAAUAUGCAGGACAUCAUCUCAAUGUCACGCGAAAAGACAGCGAAGUGGAUACCAAAUGCCAUCCAGAUCAGUACUAAUUCAGAGAAGUUGUUCCUCAGCUCAUUUUCAGCAAGGGAGAAAAGUUACCUUGGCACGUUCCGUCUUUGGCAGAAUGUUCUAAUGGAGAAGAAACUAACCAAGUCGGAGCUGUUGCAGAUGGUCAAGCAGCAUUAUGGCAGCGACUUAGGAUUGAGUCAUGAUGAAAUGGAAAGCUUUCAAACAUCAGUAGAAGCUGUCACACCUACCGUGCCCAGUCUGAAUAUGCGUGGAGAGGAUUACACCGGGAGGCCAGAAAGGCCCACAUCGCUUCGACUUCCCCAAGGUGAGCUGAAUUCUUAUGAGGCCACCACACCACAGGGAGACGACACACAGUCUUCAGUUGGACUGCAAAGUUUGCUCUCGGCAAAUGGAGGGGACGACACACUCAGUACCCCAUCUCAUCAGCGCAGUCCAAAUCUAUCAUUAAACCGCUCAGGGUCUGAACGAGUUUCUAAACGCUCCUCUCUCUCUCUGGAUCUGAAUGCCAAUGAAGACCAGCUCUCGGAUAACAGCAGAUCAGACAGCCUGGAGGAGGUGGAAGAACGUGAGACAGCGUCUCCGGUGUCUCAGGGAAGGCUGUUUGUUAACCGGGUCUUUCACAUCAGUGCUGAGAAGAUGUUUGAUCUGCUUUUCACUGAUUCUAGUUUCACGCGGAGGUUUAUGGAAAUCAGGAAGAUCAUAGGUGCAACCUCAACCUCUUGGCAAAAGGAGGCCUCUGGCGGUAUGAAAAGGACUUUGAACUAUACCAUCACGAUUAAUAACCCCCUGGCUGGCAAGUUCUCCACUGCUACAGAAACCCAGACACUAUAUAAAGAGUCGAGGGAGGGUCAGUACUACAUGAUAGAUUCGGAGGUCUACACACAUGAUGUACCGUACCAUGACUACUUCUACACCCAGAAUCGCUACUGUAUCAUCCGCAACUCCAAGCACAAGUGCAGACUCAGGAUUUACACUGAUGUCAAAUACAAAAAGCAGCCCUGGGGUCUUGUUAAAUCCUUUAUUACAAAAAACUCCUGGAGUGGCUUAGAAGACUACUUUAGACACCUUGAGGCAGAGCUGCUAGAAGAAGAGGCAGAGUUGACUCAAGGAAGUGGAGAUGCUGGAAAGACGAGUGGUUUGCGCAGGAGGCGAAGAACUUACAGUCGCACCCUACAGGAACACAUGAAACCAGGGAAGCAGUACAGCGCAGAUUCAGAUCAGCAGAGAGCUGGCACCAUGGGUGCCAUGGAUAUAAAGAACACACAACACAGAUGGAACAUCACUUCAAUUGUAUUUGCGAUGAGCUUAAUACUUUUUGUUCUGGUGGUUCUGAACUUGGGGCUGUUCUUUAAACUUUGGGCCAUGGAAGACGUCGCUCACCGUUUAUAUCUAAACACCAAGCACAGAAUGAAGGAGAGAGUAGAGUCCAGUAGUUUAGCACCCGACUUAGGCCCUAGACAGGGCAUGCCCCACAGAAGUCGAGAAGAACUGCAUCUACUGAGGGCAGUGCUGCAGGACUCCAUUCACCUUCUAGAACAGCUACGCAGUUCUCUUGUGGUGCUUCAGCAGAACUUUCAGGUCUACAACAGAUCCUCCUCUCAGCUUUAAUCGGCAUUGAUUUUGGUGACCUGACAACACAAGGGUAUUCUUCCCAUAAGACCUGUCCUCGCUGAGGAGUGUUGCCAUAGGUACUAUGACUCCAGGGCACACUCGUAGCCAUGUUCAUCGUCUCUCUGGGCUUUUUUGUUAUGGUUGGAUUUUUCUUUUGAGUGCUGUUUUUAUCUUGGAGGGGAUCUUCGCAUUGGUACGCUCCGUUUUGCGAGUUUCCUCUUGGAUUUACUAACGACCUUGAAGCUACCGUUAAACAUUAAAGUAACAACAGUGUAGCAGGUUGAAGCACAAAGGUUUCUCACGGUCAGCUUCUCAACUGCUAGAUGCUACUGUAAUUUGAUGGACGGAUUUUUUUUCUUCUGGACUACAGUAGAAGCAUUAAUGUAAUGGAUUCAGUGCAAUUGCACAGGAUCUUCAAUUUAAUUAUGAAGGGGGCAAUGCAGGCCCAUUGCUUCUAAAGAUCUGCCUAAAAUUUAGUCACAUGGCUUUUUUUGUCUUGAUUUAGAUACUGAUCUAUUUCUAAGAUACCUCUAAGAAUUUGUAAAUGAUUGCACCUUAAAACCUUAUUAAAACAGGGAUCACUAAUGACAGUUGAUUGUGCUUAUUGAAAUAGUAGAAGUUCUGAACGUUCAACAGGAUUUUAAUAGCGUCUAAAGAGUACAGGUUUGUGUGAAGAUGUAAUAUCUGAGGUUUACUGUAAAGGAUGAGUGGUGAUGUUUAAUGUUUUAUAAUUGUUUACACACUUGAUCUUUACCACUUUUGUUGUUCAACUUUUAGGGACUGUAUCGUCACUGUGAACUAAUUUGUAACACAUUCUUGUAAAUUAUUUACGAUUGGAAAAUUGUGGUAAUUUAUCAAAAGAGAAUGUAAACCCUCAAGCAUUUAAUUCUCUCACAGGAAAAUAUGUAAGGGGUGGAGGUGUAUAGAUGUCUAUUUUUCUGCAUAGAUUGAAAUUGUUCUUCUGAAUUUUUUUAUGACAUGUCUUCUGAACCUAUUUAUGAAUAAAAUUUCCAUGGCAUUAC